Paramisgurnus dabryanus is the source of this 2139-nucleotide messenger RNA. NCBI's taxonomy places the organism in Eukaryota, Metazoa, Chordata, Actinopteri, Cypriniformes, Cobitidae. The record is from RefSeq and is a predicted model, not a curated record.
GUUACAUUUGGUUUAUUACACAAAACAUUUUUUGAAAGGAAAGAAUGGUGUAGUAUAUAAUAUAUUAAAUAACGGUACAUUUAUGCAAAAGUCUUACAGAUCCUCUAAUUCAAGGUGUUGAUACGUUCAACUUUUGCAUUCUUUAAAUAAUGCGGUAGCAAAACCUAACCUAAAAUUACAUGCAUAGCUGUUACCAUAAUUAUUUUAAGUAACCAGAGAACUUUAUGAAAGGGCAGGACGGAGGAGAGCAGACGAGUUAAAAAAACGUAUCCUUGUCCUUAACUAUAGGUCUCCAGUCGACUUAGCAGAGGUGAAAUUACAGAGUCAAGAUGUUUUGGUCUCUUUAUCCAGCCUUAUGGUGUCUCCCAUAUGGCGUUUCAUUAAAGAAGACCUGUAAGUGCAACCUACACAAGCUUACAUUAGAAUAAAACAACCGCAUUUAUGUCCUUAGACAGGAGACCGUAAAAAUGCAUUUAAGCCAGCUGUGCAAAGGCUCAGACUGGCUCAACCAAAUAUGUGAAAUCCAGGCUAGAUAAUCUAAUUAUGAUAUUAGAAGCAUCAAAGUUUGAUUUCACAUUGAUUUCAAUCUUUGACAUGACCAUACUCAGUUAAUAUUAAAUAUAUCAACAUUAUAUUUUCUUUACAUCACUUAUGCCGAGUUCAAACUGCAAGAUUUUAGCCCUGAUUUUGACUCGCCGACAGGUUUUUUUGUACAAACAGUAAAUCACAAAAAUGACUUGAGCUAGGUUUUCACAGACUGGGUCACAAAUGACACACAAGGAUGCCAUAUGUGGGAACAUACAGUGCAAUCUGCAAUCUGCUUUGAAUGGAAAAAUGAUGGAGUCUACUUGGCACCUGAACGCAAAAGCAGGCAAUAGUGCUUCCCUCAUAGAUUUGAUUUCGCAAAGGCAUGACUUGGAAGGCACUCAGAAUUCAGUCUUGAGUUUCUUAUGUCUCUCCACUCCAUGUGUUUUGUUAUCCAACAGGUCACAAGGGCUUUAAAGAACAGCUUUGGAAGAACAAAAGUGGCAUUGAUCCGCACCACUUUCUAUAUCCAGCCAUCUAGGUUGGACAGCCAGAGUCUGUUAGUCUUGUUGUAGGUGCUGGACUCUUGGCACAGGUUGUGCUGAAUCAUGGGAUAUGAAACAAAGCAUGGCUGGGCGAAACUGACAACUAAUGAAAUAACUUUGUGGGGCAUCAAAAGAAAAGGGAGGGUAGAAUAGAGAGGAUGAGGAUGGUGAUGUGUGUGUUUGGCUGGUGUUUCUUCUGCCCUCCCAGUGCCAGCCAGCCAGCCUAUUGGGAACUGCCUAUGAAUGCGUUCAGGUCAUAGAAAAGUUUUGGCAGAGUUUCCGCCCCUAAGCUUACAGUAUAUAUUGAGCCUGUGAUGCCACCCCACAGCGACUGGCAUCCCGGAGCUGCUCAUCACACCCAUCCUGGUUCACUAUGGCAACUGAUCACCAGAACCCUGCAACCAAGCAAAAGCUACCAGUGCCCAGUGCAUUCAAGUUGGUAAUCUACGAGCAGGAAAACUUCCAAGGCCGCUGUCAUGAGCUGACUGGGCCCUGUAAUAACCUCCAAGAGGCGGGCAUGGAGAAAGUGGGCUCAAUACUGGUUCUGUGUGGACCGUGGGUGGGAUAUGAGCAGCCCGGCUGUAAAGGGGAACAGUAUGUGUUCGAGAAGGGUGAGUAUCCUCGCUGGGACGCCUGGACCAAUAGCAGACGCAGUGACUGCAUCUUCGCCUUCCGCCCCAUUAAAGUGGACAGCCAGGAACACAAGAUCAUGCUGUAUGAGAACCCAAGCUUCGCUGGAAAGAAGAUUGAGAUCAUAGAUGACGAUGUCCCCAGCUUCCAUGCCCAUGGAUACCAUGAGAAAGUCUCAUCAGUUCGUGUGCAGAGUGGCACCUGGGUGGGUUAUCAGUACCCAGGAUACAGAGGCUAUCAGUACUUGUUCGAGAAAGGAGAGUAUAAGGAGUGUUCUGAGUUCGGGGCUGUGCUGCCUCAGAUUCAAUCCGUGAGGCGCAUUCGUGACAUGCAAUGGCAACAGAGAGGGGCUUUCCACGCCUCUAACUAAUCCACCAGCACAUCUCUUCACCCUUCAGCUUCUGACACUCUUACCCUACUCUUCAUCCCUGAAUGCUGA